GUCCCGGCAGAAAUCCCCUGCACAGCCUCAGAUGAAGCUGCAGCUCUGAGGCAGAAGCAGGAAGAGUUUGAUCUCACUGCGGAGGGAGAGCAGCCAUGGGGAACGCUCAGGAGAAACCCUCCGGCAGCGGAGCAGCGAGAGCGGACCAGGCCUCGGCGGGGAGCGGGGCGAGGAGCCGGGGCGGAGGCGGCACGGGAAACCCCCACAGAGCCCCGCAGAAGGGGGUGGCCAAUGGCACUCAGAGGGGAAUCGACCCUGCCGGUGGGCAGGAGGAGCGGGACAGACCUGCGGUGGACACGAGUUACCUGGACGCUCCUGCCGGGGCCCUUCCUCCUCACCUGGCCCGGCUCAAGAACGAGGGGAACCACCUCUUCAAACACGGACAGUUCGGAGACGCCCUGGAAAAGUACACACAGGCUAUUAAUGGAUGUGCUGAAGCAGGCAUCGAUAGUCCAGAAGACGUGUGUAUUCUCUACUCCAACAGAGCUGCCUGCUACCUGAAGGACGGAAACAGCACAGACUGCAUACAGGACUGCACCAAGGCUUUGGAGCUGCAGCCCUACUCUCUGAAGCCCCUGUUGCGCAGGGCUAUGGCCUAUGAGUCAGUGGAGCGCUACAGAAAGGCCUACGUGGAUUAUAAGACCGUCCUGCAGAUGGACACCGGGGUGCAGGCGGCUCAUGACAGCGUCCACAGAAUCACUAAGAUGCUGAUCGAGGAGGACGGGCCGGAGUGGAGAGAGAAGCUUCCGCAGAUCCCUGCCGUCCCUCUGUCUGUCCAGCAGCAGCACAGACAGAAACCAGUCAGCAUUGAGCUGGCCCAGGCUCGAGCCGCCAGGGCUGCACAGGACGAAGUCAGAAAAAAAGAGUCCCAGUUUACUUUACUGAAGCAGAAAGGCAACGAUCUGGUGAAGAAAGGCAACUUUCAGGAGGCUCUGGAGAAGUACAGUGAAUGUCUCGCCUUAAAACCAGACGAAUGUGCUCUCUACACAAACAGAGCCAUUUGCUUCCUGAAACUGAAUCAUUUUCAAGAGGCCAAACAGGACUGUGACUCUGCUCUGCAGCUGGAGCCAGGAAACAAGAAAGCCUUCUACAGACGAGCACUGGCUCAUAAAGGUUUACAGGACUAUCUGUCAGCCAGCACCGACCUCCAGGAAGUCCUCCAGAUGGAUCCAAAUGUCCGGGAGGCUGAGCAGGAGCUUGAAGCGGUGACAAGUUUACUGAGACAGAGUCUGAUGGACAGCAAUGCAAACACACCAAGGGUUUGACCUUUGUGGAUCAAUGCAGAGGAAAAGGAAUGAAGGUGUGGACGCUCACUGCACUGUAGCAGCUCUGGAAGAAAAACUCUUUUAAAGCCAUCAACCCGAGUGAGUAAGACGUGUGAAAAACAGAAACGACGGGCUCCUUGGAACAACCACUGAGCUCUGCACCAUCUGCAACGUGUGUUCAAACCACACCAUAACUCCUGAGCGCACAACCUUACGCAAUGAGGGCAGCUUCGUUAAAAAAAAAAAAAGGCUAAUGUCAUAAUACUUGACCUGCUUGCACUAUAAAACCAUUCUCAUUAUGAUGUAAUAUACUGUACAUACUGAUUCAUGUACCAGGCUGCAGAGCACUGUUAUUUGUUUAAGUCAAAUGAGGAAAGAGAGAGAGUGUGUACUAACGAGUGCCUUAUUGAGAUUUCUACCGGUUGGGAUGAAAUACGCCAAGAAAGUUUUGCUCUGAAUUGUUUUUAAAGACGUUGUGUUUGGUUUCAAAAUGAUUCACUGAGAUCAUGACAAAAUAUAGGAUUUUUAUCGUCAGGAUACUGAAGGCCCAGAAAGAUGGGAAAAGGUCAGCAGGUCAUUAUCUGGUACAUUCUCUUUGUAACCAGGGUUCAAACUCUUCCAGCUACGAUUUAAGACAUGUCACCGUUUACGAUUAUUAUGACAUCUGCUGCUAAUUUAAGAAGACAAGCCAACAACUCACCACAAACCACUGACUUAACUGGAAUUAUAAGAUGGUAAAAUAGUCAUUGACGUUAGAAUAUCCAAUCAAUUAGGAGCUCGGUGCAUACGCUCGGUGAUAAGUCAAUCAAGAGGUUGUCGCUUUACUGGUUUUAGAUAAAUGUGCACUCGUGUACUGUAAGACUUACCGUAGGUCUCAGGUUCAGUUGUGAAUGUUGACUAAUCUCCUGCUUCAUCUUCAACCUCCCAGCUCCAACAAGGACAGAAGCAACAUGUUUCGGUUGUAUUCAUUCACAAUCCUAUAAGAACAUCACAGGAAAAUAACUGUACAGUGAUAAUAUACGUCUCUACAGAACCAAACUAUUGAUUCCACUCCAAGCAAAAGUGUUAAACUCCUGAAGCUGAAGUGGCUGAAGUCAGGGAUUCUGCCUUAAAGUUUAUUGAGCGUUAAGUUCCUUGGAGGCUAAUUUCAGUCUGAAUUAACUGAACUUCAUUCCUUCAUUAAUUGGCUGAAUGUCCUCAUUUUCGAUCAAUAUUGUCUCAAGUAGCUUUUUUUCUUCCCUCACCCUCAGUCUGGCUUUGCUCUUUCAGUUUGAGUUAAAAAAUGUCCCCUUAAUUUAUUGGCUUAAAAACACUAAUUAAAACCAAACUUACUGGAAAAAUGAAAACUUGAACACACAUCAGCUUGGAACUACCUUAAACAACCGAACACAUCUUUAAGAAAAUGUAUUUGUUGUGUACUUUGACUUUUUAAGUUUGGUCCAUGUUCCAUCGACUAACAUGGAGGAGGUGGGGUAAUUAAGAUAAUUUGGGAGUUUUGGGAGGCUGUCAUGUCGUCCAUCUCUAUGUACAUUCUAUGAUCCGACUGCAUUUUAAAGGCCCCCACACAGACACGCUUCUCCUCCUGUUAACGCUCACUGUACCUGAUCCACUCUGGAGUUAACAAAGCUCCGCCCAGUGUCGCAGCUGAUUAACUACAAUUGAAAUCUCCUGUGUGAGGGAGCAGGUUUUCAAGUGUGAAUGUUUUUAAAGCACAACGUGCCACAGCUUUUAUUUCACGUCUGCUUUCUAUGUUGACGUUUUCAUGUCCAGCCUAAACUUUCUGGCUUUAUCUCAUUUUCUUGUUUUUGUUGUCCAAAUAAAAGCAUAAAAAUCUAAUAGAAAUGAAAACACUUGACGUGAGGCUCCAGCGUUCCAGACAUUGUUUGUCUUGCUUCUUGGAAUGUAAAAGCAUGUACUGUAUGUAAAUAGUUGGAAUGCAGAUGUAAAUAAUAAAGUGCAAUGUGUACGCUUUAAUGUGCCUUUCUUA
Messenger RNA from Paralichthys olivaceus (Japanese flounder), 3252 nucleotides. RefSeq names its product sperm associated antigen 1a (gene spag1a). The record is from RefSeq and is a predicted model, not a curated record. Gene Ontology annotation, molecular function: protein binding. NCBI's taxonomy places the organism in Eukaryota, Metazoa, Chordata, Actinopteri, Pleuronectiformes, Paralichthyidae. Gene Ontology annotation, cellular component: cytosol. Gene Ontology annotation, biological process: axonemal dynein complex assembly.